This is a messenger RNA of Caenorhabditis elegans, 1210 nucleotides long. RefSeq names its product BTB domain-containing protein (gene sdz-28). Bases 16 to 996 code for a protein of 326 amino acids. NCBI's taxonomy places the organism in Eukaryota, Metazoa, Nematoda, Chromadorea, Rhabditida, Rhabditidae. The record is from RefSeq and is marked reviewed. The transcript has 5 exons.
GAAACAAUUACCAAUAUGGUUGCCACGGAAAAGAAGUUUGUGCUCACCCACAUUUUCAAAAAUGUUUCCAAAAUGAAGGACAGCGAUUUUUUGUACAGUCCUGAAGAAAAUCUUUUCAAUGUACCGUGGUUUAUGUUAAUUGCACGCAAGGAUGAUCACUUUGGAGUAUUUCUACACUGUCAAAAAAUUAAUGAAGCAGGUCCAACGUGGUCUGUUGAUACUCAAAACACCAUAAGAGUCAAGACAUUGAGUGCUUCAAAAGUUUCCUCAGAGAUUUUUAAGCAUAAAUUUGAAAAAAACGAGGGCUGGGGAUAUUUUAAGUUUAUCAGUUGGGACACACUGACAAAUGACUACCUAAUUGAUGACUGUAUCAUUGUUGAAAUAACUGUUAAAAUCACAAAAAUGACUGGAAUCCCGAAGAAAGUGCUCAGAAGCUUCGAUAAAUCAGCUGAAGAGUUUUCUGAUGUGGUUCUUGAAGUUGGAGGGAAGAAGUUCUAUGUUCUCAAGAAGUUUCUCGCCUCCCACUCAACAUACUUCAAUGCUCUUCUUCUCGGGAAGCCUGAGAUGUCAGAAGUCACAAUCCAAGACACCAGUUCAGUCGAUUUCCAGAACCUUCUCGAGGUUCUGUACGGAGAACCUGCAAUUGAUGAGGACACAAUCGAUGGAAUUCUUACCUUGGCUCACAAGUUCACCAUGCCGCUUCCGAUUCAAAAAUGCGAAGAGUUUUUGAUCGAAAAAUCUGAGAAAUCAGUAAAGGAGAAACUCAAACUGGUUAAGAAAUAUCAGCUGAAGAGUUUAAAGACGCAUUGCCUCUCAAAAAUCAAUACACCCUACGGAAUCAACGCAUUGAUGCCAUUUGAUCAUAAUGACAUGGAUCCAGAAGUAGUUAUGGCUCUUCUUAAAAAAUCAUUGGCCACUGAUGAGUUUUAUUUAGAUUGUAUUAUGCGCUUCACGGUAAUUUGUUUGAUAUUUAUCACUGUCGGCCUCAUUAUCUAAUAUUGAAAGAAUCUUUGGCUCAUCGAUCACACAAAUAAGUUACCUCACGCUCUUUUUCAAUUUUGUUACCAAAACCUUGUUUUUGUUUAAAAUAUCCUUUUUUUCUGGAAGAAACUCUCCACAUCCUCAUUUCAAGUUACAUUUGCAUGUUUUCUAUUGUUUUUUUUUUACAUACAUAUGUAUAAUUAUGAAGCAAAUAAAUUAAUUUACUGGC